Gilbertella persicaria is the source of this 513-nucleotide messenger RNA. RefSeq lists its product as uncharacterized. The record is from RefSeq and is a predicted model, not a curated record. Gene Ontology annotation, molecular function: structural molecule activity. The transcript has a single exon. NCBI's taxonomy places the organism in Eukaryota, Fungi, Mucoromycota, Mucoromycetes, Mucorales, Choanephoraceae. The coding region runs from base 1 to 513 and encodes 170 amino acids.
AUGCCUUACUCUAAAGACAGUUCUUACAACAUUGCUCGCUUGAAAUCAGCCUAUAAUUGGUAUCCAGUAGAAGAGUUACAAAAGAACGUUUAUGAAUUGGAAAACAUUGAUUUCAAUAAGCCCAACCUUCGCGAUUCACUCAGAGACAAAAUAAAAAAAAUUAGUGCUGGUCUUUCUGAAAAAGAACAAGACGCACUCUUUGAUAUGGAGAAAAGAUUUCCUUGUGACAAAGCUUAUGUCUAUCUUUACGCUUCAGGCUAUAUCAAGAUCUUUUCUGAACUAUGGGGAAAUCUAGAACGCUUUCAGUCAACCCAAGAAAAAGGAGAAGACAUUGUUUCCCCUUUUGAGAGGACAAGCCCCUAUCUCCAGCCUCCUCCUUCCUUCCUUUAUAAAAGUUUGAUGGAUCUAAAGAUGAAGAUUGGCGAUGGUGAGCAUGUCUAUAACUGUACUCGAUUUGAAGAAGUUUUUAAGGUUAAUUGGGAGUCUGGAGAUUCAGAACAGUAUACCAAAUAA